Messenger RNA from Gracilinanus agilis (Agile Gracile Mouse Opossum), 2908 nucleotides. It is a transcript of the gene MFAP5, whose product is annotated as microfibril associated protein 5. The record is from RefSeq and is a predicted model, not a curated record. Gene Ontology annotation, biological process: embryonic eye morphogenesis. The transcript has 10 exons. Gene Ontology annotation, cellular component: microfibril. Bases 60 to 566 code for a protein of 168 amino acids. NCBI's taxonomy places the organism in Eukaryota, Metazoa, Chordata, Mammalia, Didelphimorphia, Didelphidae.
GGGAGUGGCCCUGCUCGUCUUAUUCCCCAGCCAAAGUGGGGGACUGCCUGAAAAAGGACAUGAUGCCUUUGGGACCCAAGCUUUUGCUGUGCCUCAUUGCACUCUUCAUCCCCUCUGAUUGGAUUCUAUUAGGGGUCAAUGGUCAGCGAGGAGAUGAUACAACUCCAGAGACAUUUACAGAUGAUCCUAAUCUGGUGGUGAAUGAUCCCCCAACAGAUGACACAGUUCUUGUUGAUGUUGGGCCUUCCAUGGAUGAUCAGGCCAACUCCAGUGACAAAAAUGCCAGCACAGAAUGCCGGGAGGAGCAGUUUCCCUGUACACGUUUGUACUCAGUCCAUCGGCCAGUGAAACAGUGUAUCCAUCAGCUAUGCAUCGUCAAUGUCCGCCGGAUGUAUAUCAUCAAUAAUGAAAUCUGCACCAGGCUCAUCUGUAAAGAACAUGAGGUUAUGAAAGAUGAACUUUGCCGUCAGAUAGCAGGCCUUCCUCCAAGACGUCUCCAACGUUCCAACUAUUUCCGUCUCCCCCUAUGUGAGGAUGUGGAUAUGCAGAGGCCCAAUGGCCUGUGAAGAAUAGAAAAUGGUGGGGGGAGAGGGGAGGAGAAAGAGCCAUUUAUUUCCUAGGUCAGCUCACCCAGAGAUAGCAAGACAUCUUGGCCUGGUUUCUCUCCUCUUUCCCAUGGCCUCCAUCCCAGAUUGCCAGAGUUGCAUUCUUUCUUCAGCAUUUCAAGUGGUGUUUCCAAUCUGUAUCAUCACUGUAUAUUAGGGAUACCUAAUGACUAUAUAGCUGACCUGGGUUCCAGGAAGAUGGGGUGUCAAAUAGAUGACAGAUAUAGGGAGGGACUAUUCUUGGCUAAAGAAUUUUGUAUAACAUAUUGUUUUCAAAGAACCCUAUAAGCUUUGUUUCCUUUAUUAGCCUUCCUUCAUCUAUAAACCUCCUCUUACUCUUUUGAGUCCUCUUUUUGUCUAUAGUACUAGCCAAAGUCUUAGCAUUUGCCUAUUAAACCCUCUUUGUAGGGAGAAUGAUGGUGCUUUCUAACAUCUGGGGUUCUCAGAGAACUAUAGUUGCUCUGAGAAUAAAGGACAAAAAUUUAAGGACUUUUCUUAAGUUUGGGUAUAGGUCUGAGGAUCAACCAAAUAAGGGAUUAAGAUCUAGAAUUAGAUCUUAGAAAAUUCUAGAAAAAGCCAGGUAUCAUUUAUUGUCUCAUUCAUUGACUCAUUCAUUCAUUCAUUCAUGCAUUCAUUCAAGCAUUUAGUGAUUAUUUUAUUGACUUUUCACAUAACAUGGAAUCUCAUUAAUUCAAAGAACUUUAAUUAGAAUAGCUGAGCCAUUUCUAAUGAUCAGGAAGCAAGCUCUUUGCCUUUCUUGACCCAUUUUCAUGACUUGUGCUAAGUCUGUGAGGAGGUACAGAAGGAGUGUGGAUUUCCAGCUUGUGGGGAAGAUUUGGGAUAUUCAGCCUAUCCAAUCCUGCCAUUAGCCUGGAGAAAAACAAAACAUUAAUAUUAGAAUAGAAAAAAGUAGAAGUUAAUACAAUUCAGAAAAAUAGAACUGAAGUGAGAUAAUAGUGAGGUUCAUUCUAGUAAAGAAGGUAGAGAUUGAUGUGUUAUGAUGGAAAAAUAGUUUCCUAAACAAAAUCUUGGAAGAAUAUUUUGGUGACUUUAUACAAACCAAUGUUUCCCAAUUAUGACAGUGAUAAAUUCCACAUAGAAAAUACCAGGUACAUGCCCUGAGAAGAAUGCAAUUUUUAUUGUGUUAAGAUAGUUCAUUAUAAAAAGUGAGGAAAUGGGUCAUUGUAUCAUGCAAGGAGUAAGAUAUGGGCAAAGUUGGACAUAAUCUACAAAUUAAAUUCAUAACACCAGGCCAGAGGUGUGAGUUUUGAUUAGCAGCAGGCUUUUCUACUUCCUUUUUCUUCUCCAGUUCUCAAGAUUCAUAAAACUCCAAUUAUUCCAUAGAUGAGCAUUUGAAUUUGGACUUUGGAAAGGGAUGUUAGAGCUGAAUUUUGCUGGAUAGAUAUUAGAUUUCUUGGGACAGUCACUGUGGUAUAGGGAAAUGACCUGAACUAAAUAUCAGAAGACCUGUUUUCUAGUUUUGUCUCUCCAAAUACCUAGUUGUGAUCAUAGACACAUCACUAAUUCAUUUUUGUCCUUUGCAAAAUGAGGGAGUUAGAAGUUCCUCUGAUUCGUCAAUUCUAUGGAUUGAAAUUUUAGUAAUAAUCUCUCUUAAGGCCUAGACAUCAGGACCUGUUCUGGCUCACCCCCUUCUCUCUAAGUAGCUAUCUUCUCUUAUUUGGGAACUGUUUCACUCUAUAUUAGGACAAAUAGUCCACUAUAUAAAGAGCAGACUCCUGCCCCAUAAGGGCCAAGUUAUUUGUUAAAGGAAUUUUUUGGCUAAAGAGAUGGUUUCAUUGAUUUCUAAGGAAGAGAGCUAUCAUCCAGUAAGUUGUUGGAGACCACCAUUUAAAGACUGAGACACUUUCAUGUUGUGACAUGUGUCCAUUUAAGGGUUAAAUGCUUCAAUGCUGAGAAAUCUUAUUCCCUUAAAAAAAGCAGAAUGGGAAUCAGCAUGGCCAGCAAGGACAAUUUAAUGGGAUUUUGCACACCUAUUUUAGCUGGUGAGAUUCUAGAAAGAGCCUGAAGUUCUAUUUUUCCUUUGCUCAGUUCCAUGCAGCAUGUAGGGUUGAAUGUAGGCAUAUAUAUAUAUAUAGACAUACAUAUAAACUGUAUUCUUUAAACACUAUACAGGAACUUUAUGGGUACAAAGUUUCUGAGAGGCAUUUAAGAAUCCUUUCUAGUACUUGAACCUCUUAUUGUAUGGAGGACGAGAGGUGGCAUUUCCCUCGGAAAAGUGCCUCAAUCCUGGCAUUAUGUAUAAUGGAUAAGAAAAUUAUUAAAAGAAAACAUUUUUCUUUGUA